AUGGAAACUCCUUGGAUAAAUAAAGAACUUAAAUACCUGACUAGGAAAAAGAAAAAUUUGAGAUACAAAAACUGUGCUCGAAAAUGGAAAGAUGCUAAUUUGAGUAAAGAUUAUAAAAUACUAUGUCGGAUUAUAAAAUCCGAAGUAAAGCGUUCUCGAAUGAAUUAUGAACAAGACUUAAUUAAAAAAGCUAAGCAAAAUCCAAAAUUGCUAUAUAAAUAUAUUAACAAUCAGUUAGUGGUAAAAAAUUCAAUAAAAGCUUUACAAAAAGAGGAUGGAUACAUUUCACAAGAUCAAGUUGAAAUCGCUAAUAUUUUAAACAAAUGUUUUCAAGAUGUAUUUGUUAUUGAACCUGAUGGUGCCCUUCCUAAGUUUGAGUCAAGAUUUAGCAAUUAUGCUACAAAUUUUUCUGAUAUAUCUCCAGACGAAAUCAAUUAUAAUGAUGUUUUGAAGAGUCUUAACGAAAAUAAGGCCUUCGGACCUGAUAAACUCCAUCCUGCCAUGCUAAAGAAUGCUUCAGAGGCGUUUGCACUUCCUUUAAUAUUAAUCUUCAGAGAAUCAUCAGUUGGCAAUCAAGCCAACUUCCAGUUUUUAGAUCUGCAAAUACAACUCCUCUUUUCAAAAAAGGUGACAAGGGAGUUGCAGCUAAUUAUAGACCAGUUUCCCUCACGUCAGUUGUGUGCAAAAUACUUGAAGAUUAAAUCGUGCGCAACAAAUCUUUUAGCAACAAUUGAUUUUAUAACGUUAAACAUCAAAAAUCUUACUCCAGUUGAUAUUGUUCUACUAGAGUUUGCAAAGGCCUUUGAUACAGUUCCUCAUAACAGACUGUUACUAAAACUAAGAGCUUAUGGUAUUGAUGGAUUAGUACUGAAAUGGAUUGCAUCUUUUCUCACAAGUAGGAGACAGAGGGUAGUUAAGGGUGACAUUGUCUCUGAUUGGGUUGAAGUAUUUAGUGGUGUGCCACAUGUAAAUUCAGAUUUGUGUGUCAAAGAAAUCCAGAAUAACUUGAAUAAAGCAUUUGAAUGGACUCAAGACUGGUUGCUGAAAUUCAACAUAAGCAAAUGUGUUGUCAUGCAUUAUGGCUCAACUAAUAAAAGUUAUCCACUUUUCAUAAAUGGUAUACAACUUCAUGAUUCUAAGUCUGAACGAGAUCUUGGAAUUAUAUUUUCGACAAAUCUUAAAUGGAAAGAUCAAGUAACUAUGGCAAUUGGAAAAGCAUAUCAAAUGCUGGGGCGAAUAAAGAAAUCGUUUUCUCACUCUAACAAUAUAACUCCUAUUAGUAUAAAUGCACCGACAAAAAAUUUCACUUGUAUUUAA
Messenger RNA from Hydra vulgaris (swiftwater hydra), 1317 nucleotides. The record is from RefSeq and is a predicted model, not a curated record. NCBI's taxonomy places the organism in Eukaryota, Metazoa, Cnidaria, Hydrozoa, Anthoathecata, Hydridae.